Molecule: messenger RNA, 3213 nt
Organism: Physella acuta
Lineage: Eukaryota; Metazoa; Mollusca; Gastropoda; Physidae
Product: ankyrin repeat domain-containing protein 50-like
Biological process (GO): signal transduction
Molecular function (GO): protein binding
Source: RefSeq, a predicted model, not a curated record
AUGCACGCUGCAUCUAAAGGACAGAAACAAACCGUACAACUUUUGCUUGAGAGAGGAGCUGAUAUAAACAGUGUAUACAACAAUAAUCAAAACGCUAUAAUGGCCGCUGCUGCAAAUGGAUAUAACGAAAUAGUGAAGCUACUACUUAAUAAUAAAGCUAAAGUCAAUAGCAAAAACAGCAAAGGUCAAAACGCUUUUAUCUUUGCUGCUGCCAAUGGACAUAAAAAAACAGUUCAGCUACUUAUUACAUGUAACGCUACCGUUAUUGGUAGAGUAAAAAAUAAAACGUGUAUCCGACUCCCUCAAGACGAUAAUCGCAAAACUGCAUUAAUGUAUGCUGCUGAAAAUGGACAUACGGACAUUGUAAGAUUGUUACUUAAAAAGUACCGUAACGUUAACAAGCAAGACCGAGACGGACGCAGCGCUCUGAUGUUCGCUUCCGCUUCAGGGAAAACGAAAACUGUGGAAAAAAUGCUGGAAAAUCAUGCGAGUAUAAACAUGAAAGAUAAAAAAAGAUGGAGCUCUUUACUGCAUGCAGCAAGUAAUGGUCGGACUGACACUGUAAGACUGUUGCUAACUAAAACAGAGAACUGUAAUAUUGGAGACGAUCAUGGACGAAACGCCCUAAUGUUAGCAUCUUUUUAUGGAUAUACAGAAAUUGUUCAGCUUUUGAUUGAAAGUAAUGUCGAAAUUCAGACCGAAGACAAUGAAGGAAAAAAUGCAUUAAUGCUAUGUGCUAUGAACGGACAUACUGAAACAGCAGAGGUUUUAAUUCAAAAUGACAUAGAAAUUGACAGAAUGGAUAACCAUCACAGUAACGCUUUAAUUCAUGCUGCUUGUAAUGGACAUACUAAAAUUGUCAAACUGCUUAUUACCAACAAAGCAAAAGUUAAUAGCUUCGAUCGUUCUAAAUAUAAUGCUCUGAUGUAUGCAUCUUCAUACGGACACAAAAAUGUUGUUAAAAUAUUACUUGAAAAUAACGCGGAUUUGAAUUGUGUAAAUAGAGAUGGAUGGAACGCAUUUUUACUGGCUGCCUGGAAUGGACAGAAAGAGAUAAUGAGUUUAUUACUUAGUAAAAACGUUUCUUUAAAUAGCAAAGAUUUCAGUGGACGCAACAGCUUAAUGCUGGCAGUAUCUAAUGGACAAACCGAAACAGUUAAGUUUCUACUCCAUAAAAACAUCGAUGUUACGUGUAAAGACAAUGAUGGAUUUAAUGCUAUCAUGUACGCUGCAUCAAAUGGGCACAUUGAGACUUUAGAAGUUUUAUUAACUAUCGAAGCAGAUGUUAACUGCAAAGACUAUAAAGACCUCAGUUGUUUAAUGCACGCUGCUUCGAAUGGACAUAUAGAAACAGUUAAGCUGCUGCUAAAAAAGAAAGCUGACAUUAAAUAUAAAGAUAAUGAAGGAAUGAAUGUUUUAAUGCAUGCUGCAUCGCACGGACGCAGCAAAACUGUAAGUGAAUUACUUCAAUGUAACGCUGAUGUUAACAGCACAGAUAACAAUAACAUGACCCCUGUAAUGCAUGCAUCGUCCAAAGGUCACAAUGAUACUGUAAAGCUCUUGAUAGAGCGUCAAACAAACAUUUACAGUAAAGAUUUCAAGGGAUGGACCUGUCUAUCACACGCUGCUAAUAAUGGCCAUAAUACGACCGUCCAACUCUGGCUAGACAAUAAUGUGGACAUUAACAAAAAACAUAAAGAUGGAGGGAACGCUUUAAUGCUUGCCGCUAGUAGAGGCCAUUCUAUAACGGUAAAUAUUUUACUUGAAAACCAUGCAGAAAUAAAUGCUAAAGAUAAAAACGAGCGUAAUUCAUUAAUGAUGGCUGCAGCUAAUGGAAAUUUAGAAACAUUUAAUAUUUUACUUGAACGAGGAGCCGAUCUACACAAAAUUGACACAAAUCGUCAGAACGCGUUAAUGCAUGCUGUGCUUUAUGGGCGUAUUCAUAUCGUAAAAGUUUUAAUGCAACAAUAUACUGAAACUAUUUUCCAGGAUAUUAAGGAUAUUAAAGGAAGGGACGUUUUAUCUUUAGCUUCUAUUGAGGGACAUGUGGAUAUUGUCAAUUUACUUUUUAAUAAUAUAGUUAAUAUUAAUAUAAACUCUAAAGACUAUGAGGGAUGCACACCUUUAAUGCUUGCUUCUUCUAAUGGACAUAUAAAAAAUGUUAAAAUUCUGCUUGAGAAAAGGGCCGCAAUAAAUUGGCAGGAUAAGAGAGGAAAGACGGCGUUAAUGCAUGCAGCGUCUAAUGGGCAUAAAGAAAUUGUUAUCGUUUUAAUAAAUAACGAUUCAUCAGAACUAAAUUCAAAAGACGUUGAAGACCGUAACGCCUUAGAUCACGCUGUUGAUAACAAUCAUAUUGACGUAGCUAAACUGCUACUUAAAAAGAAGUUACAUAGUACUACAGCUUUAGGCAUUGCUUCAACUAAUGGACAAACUGAAAUUGUUGAAUUAUUAUUGAAAUGUGAGGCUCCAAUUAAUGCACAUAGCAAUCAUCCGACUAUUUCGCUUUGCAAUCGUACUGAUUAUCCAUUAAAUAAAGCUGUUGAAAACAGACAUAUUGACACUGUAAAGAUGUUACUGAAAUAUGGCGCUGACAUUAACCUCGGAUAUGUUACUGAAAUGAACUCUGUUGCUUUAGCCGUUUCCAAUGGAGACGAUGAUAUUGUAGAGGUUUUACUCACAACUAAGCCUUCCAAAAUAUAUAGGAAAAGAACACAAACAUGCAGUCCUCUAUUGUGGACAACAACAAGAGAACUUAAAGCAAAAAGCCAUGGAAAAUGUGCUUUAGGCAUUGCACAUGCGAUGGGAAAUAAACCAAUGAUCAGACUCUUACUAGAAUACAGAGAUGAACGUCUAUGUGACAAAUGCAAGGAAAUAAAACAUAUAACAGGUUCUGUGAAAUACGACUUGCCUGAUGAAAUACUGAAUAAGGUAAUUUCUGAACUAGAAGCUAACCAACUAUCCACUGUAUUAGGUAAGAACUGGGAAGGUGUCAUGUACAAUCUGGGUCUAUCAAACGUCGAGUUAGAACAAGAAAAGCAAACGAACGGCAAUGUCGUAUCAACAACGAUCAGCAGUUUGCUUAUCAGAUGGAAGCAGCGGUCGAAAGAAAAAGCUACAAUAGGAUUUUUGUUGAAAAUAUUCGAAGAUUCUGAAGAUAAAAAUCUUUCUUUUAUAGACUGGGAGAGAACUGGGAGGAUUUUUGAAAUAAGAUGA